Acanthamoeba castellanii str. Neff is the source of this 345-nucleotide messenger RNA. RefSeq lists its product as uncharacterized. The record is from RefSeq and is a predicted model, not a curated record. NCBI's taxonomy places the organism in Eukaryota, Discosea, Longamoebia, Acanthamoebidae. The transcript is spliced from 2 exons. Bases 1 to 345 code for a protein of 114 amino acids.
AUGAAGAUACCUCUGCCCUGGCGUCGAAAGAGCAACCCCGCCCUCUACAGGUCGAACGAAGACACCGACUCGCGCAGCGCCAGCCUCCAUCUGAGCGCGACCACGGACACGACCGAGUGCACGACCACCUACACCGAUCUCUACGCCUCGACGGCCACCUACACCGUGGUCGGGGAGGAAGAGGAGCUCGACGAUGACUUCAUCGCCAACGGCUUGCUGCCGUGUUCGCCACGGUGGCUGGCCGACCACGCGGACGACAGCGUGCGGCAGCACCGCGCCAAUGCCCAGAUGGGCGCCCUGGCCGCGCUCCGUGCUGGCCGGUUUCUUACGGCGGUGGACAGUUGA